This is a messenger RNA of Penicillium argentinense, 645 nucleotides long. RefSeq lists its product as uncharacterized. The transcript has a single exon. NCBI's taxonomy places the organism in Eukaryota, Fungi, Ascomycota, Eurotiomycetes, Eurotiales, Aspergillaceae. Bases 1 to 645 code for a protein of 214 amino acids. The record is from RefSeq and is a predicted model, not a curated record.
AUGCGCCAAUUCUGCCGCAGCCGCUUGACGGGGACGCGGUCGAUCGACGAAGCUUUGGAAAAACAGUACAUUGUAGACUCAGGUGGGUCUGUGUCCGAUCUGCCAAGAAUUUCUGGACGUCGGUUCCAGUUUGGGCUCUGGGAUCUUUGGCGCUUCAGCCUCCAGUUUGCUUUCGAGAUGACGACGCAAAAGGAUCAUCAUCGCCGUGUGCCUCGAAAAGCGGAGGACAUCGAACGCGCACUAGAAUUCGGUCUCCAUGAAAUAAACCCCACAGAGAUGGCCCAGUCCCUGCGGCUCCUCUUCUUCGGGCUAACCCGUUCCUAUGGGAUUCAUCCCCCUGUGUCGGACGAUCUGGACACAGCCACACUCGAGAUCCCGUUACCAGUGCCAUCUGGCUUCCCACCAGAGCAGGACAAAGAUAUAGAUUUAGAACGGCAAUGUGGUAAGCCUUUCACUGACUCUAUCGAGGCCGACCGUUAUGCGCUUUCAUUUGAGUCCAUUUCACGUCCGACCACCGGAACACGAGUCACUGCGGUUCUAGUACGACAGUCCGUGUUUUGUGCCUUUUUUGGAUAUCUAUUGCCACAGGAGACUGCCAGUCAGGAUGACGGCACCGAUCUGGACAGGGAUAUGACGCUGGUGUGA